CCUGGACAGGAAGGGAAUGGGAAGCUAUCAUUGAAAUGCAUGGCGAACAGUUUGUUGACAGGCUAUCGUUCGGACGAUUGACCAUAUUAAUUAAUUUUAUUCCGUAAGCUAGUAACUUCACCAACUGUGACUCGUAUUUAUAGUUCUAAUACGACAAAGCAUGGAGAGGAAAGUUGUGGCCGCUAGCUAGUGUCAGAAGUUAAAUAGCAGCCACGCUAGCUAGCCCACUUAGCCUGUACAGUCACCUGAUCUGUAGCUACUGAUAGCUAGUAGCAUCAGAUAGCUAGUCUGUGUGGUGGCGGAGUUUGGCCAGCCGUGGUUCUCUCGCCCUCCAGCGGGGUGUUGUUAUCGGUGAAGUGAGGACAGUUCGGCUCGUCCAGAUAUCUUGUCAUGGAGGACCCAUUUGACAGUGAGCGGGCAUCCCUGCCCAGGCACAUGAUAGAGAACAGUAUGUUUGAGGAGGAACCUGACGUGGUGGACCUGGCCAAAGACUCUACAGCCUUCCCGGAGUUCCCAGCGUUGGACCCAGAUGAGGUGGUGUACGAGCCCCGUAGCUCCCGUCUCCUGGUGCGAGGUCUGGGAGAAAACGACCUGGACGAUGAGGAGGAGGACUAUGAGUCAUCAGCCCGCUUACUGGGCAUGUCCUUCAUGAACAGAAGCUCCGCCCGCAGUCCAAGCGCCUCCCCUUACAUCAGACAGGCUCCACCCAGGUCGUGUUCCCGCCCCUCGGCUCGUAUGCUGGUGGUGGGCGUGUUCAUCUUGGUACUGGUCACGUCCAUGGCGAUGGUUCUCUACUUCCUGCCUGGCUGUACCUUCACUAAGGCUGGCUGUCCUAAGGCUAACUCCUCCACUCCUAUGGAGCUGGUCUAUCCUAACAGCACCAAUGGGGAGCUGUUUCCUUGGAAUGAGCUCCGCCUCCCAGCCAGUGUACGGCCUGUAAACUACGACCUUUCCCUGACCCCUAACCUGACUUCCAUGACCUUCACCGGCCGCACCAUCAUCAACAUGAUUAUACAACACGACACCAAGCGCAUCGUUCUGCACAGCUCCGAGCUCAAUAUCAUCAAGGCAACCUUUCAGGUUGGAGAGGGUAAGAGUGUUGAGGUGAAGGUGUUGGAGUAUAAGCCAUGGCAGCAGAUAGCUGUCAGCUUCCCAGAGGAUCUGAAGGCAGGCCAGGUGUGUGUGUUAACAUUGGACUACGCAGCUAACCUUUCACACACCUAUGACGGCUUGUACAACAGCUCCUACAAUGACAAGACUGGAGCCAAGAGGGUCCUAGCUGCCACCCAGUUUGAGCCCCAGGCAGCCAGGAAGGCCUUCCCCUGUUUUGACGAGCCGGCUUUUAAAGCCACCUUCCUGGUCAGGAUCACCAGAGAACCUGAAUACAUCACUCUGUCCAACAUGCCCAAGGCUAAGACGACUACAUUACCCAGCGGCCUGCUGGAGGAUGAGUUUGAGCAGACUAGUGUUAAUAUGAGCACCUACCUGGUAGCCUUCAUCGUAGCCAACUUCACCAGCGUCUCUAGAAACGUCUCCAAAACACUGGUGUCAGUGUACUCUGUGCCAGAGAAGAAGGAACACACACACUAUGCUCUGGACACUGCCUCCAGGUUGCUGCAGUUCUACAACACCUUAUUUGAAAUCGACUACCCUCUGAGAAAACUGGACCUGGUUGCCAUCCCAGACUUCCUGGCGGGAGCGAUGGAGAACUGGGGUCUGAUCACCUUCAGAGAGACUAGCCUUUUGGUACGAAACCAGUCCUCUUCUCUCGACAAACAACUCAUCGCUAACGUCGUAGCCCACGAACUCGCUCACCAGUGGUUUGGGAACCUGGUGACGAUGCGUUGGUGGAAUGACCUGUGGCUGAACGAAGGCUUCGCCACCUACUGGCAGUACACGUCUCUAAUGACAGAGUUCCCACAGCUAUACCUAGACAAUGUGUUCCUGGAAGAGCGGUUCAAGGCAAUGGCCAAAGAUUCUCUGAACUCCUCCCACCCAGUCUCAGUAUCGGCCCAGGUGACCACACCUGAACAGGUGUCUGAGAUGUUUGACUCUAUCACCUAUGAGAAGGGUGCGUCCCUCCUGCUGAUGUUGAGCUCCACUCUGCCAGACGGUCAGUUCAGGAAAGGACUCAUCAACUACCUGAAUAAAUACAACGGAUCUAACACUGUUACUGAUGACCUCUGGAACAGCAUCACACAGGCCCAAGUGCUUCCCCAGCAGGAGAGUGUGUCAGACAUGAUGAGAACAUGGACGCUGCAGAAAGGCUUCCCAUUGGUCACCGUCAGCCGCAAGGGUGGUGAGGUGACCCUCACACAGGAACCCUUCUUGCUCUCCGCAGACAACGCCACAUACACCUCCAGCCUGUGGCACAUCCCAGUGACGUACGUGAAUGACAGCUGUAGCUCCGCCCCUUCCUGCAGACAGAUGUUCACUCUGAGGAAUAAGACCGCGACUCUGAAGGUGUCAGAGAGUGUUAAGUGGCUGAAGUUGAACUACAUGAACACAGGCUUCUAUAUAGUUCACUAUGGAGACGAGGGCUGGGCAGCUCUCAUAGACGCUCUAAAGACUGACGUCAACACACUCACACCCCACGACCGCGCUUCGCUCAUACACAACAUCUUCUCCCUGUCCAGGCUGGGUCAUGUGUCCUUCCGUCAGGUUCUCAGUCUGUUGGACUAUACUACCAAUGAGACUGAGACUGCUCCUCUGACAGAGGCCCUAUCACAGCUCAGCUCUGUCUACAGACUACUGGACAAGAGACAGGAGCUAGGACUGGUGGCCCGCAUGAAGGCCUACAUCUUGGGUCAUUUUGGCCCUCUGAUGGACAGUCAGGACUGGGGAGAGCAGGAGAGUGUCUCCAGUCAGGAGCUGAGGUCAGCCUUGCUAGAGAUGGCAUGUAGUCUUGGACGGCAGAACUGUACUGACCAGGCCACGGCCCUCUACAAACAGUGGACCAACUCAAACCAAACCAAUCGCAUCCCAGGUGAUCUUCAGAGAGUGGUGUUCUCUGUAGCAGCCCUGUCUGACUCUGGUUGGCUGUCUCUGCUGGACACCUACAAACACACCAUUGACGACUCUGAGAAACGCAAGAUACUGCAGGCCCUCGCCUCCACACAGGACCCACGACGCAUCGUAUGGAUUCUGAGUGAGGGGCUCGAGGGAGGGAUUAUCCAUACACAGGAGCUGCCAUUGGUCAUCAGCACUGUGAGCGACCGCUUCGCUGGCCACUUGUUCGUCUGGGACUUUGUCAAAGAGAGCUGGGACAGGAUCAUAGAGAAGUUUCCAGUGGGGUCCUAUCCCAUCCAGAGCAUCAUCAAGUCCACCACCUCCCAGUUCUCCACUCAGACACACCUGGAGGAGGUCCAGGGUUUCUUCUCCAGACUGAAGGAGCGGGGGUCUCAGAUGUGUAGUGUCCAGGAGGCUUUAGAGACCAUCAGACUGAACCAGCACUGGAUGGACAGGAACCUCGCAACACUCAGACAAUGGCUCUAACAAGGCCGCUUGGCAACUGUCGCCCCCGGCAACCCGCUCUGGGGACCGUGUUGGCAUGGCAACAGCAAUGUUUGCACUAUCGUAGGGCUUGUCUCAAAUGACCUCCUAUUCCCCUUUUGUUACUUUUUUUUCAACUACUUUUCGCUAGGGAUGGGCACGGUUAAACCAAUAUCCGGAUAUACGGACAGAUGAUAGUAUUCGAUUACUUGAGUGUUCAUUUUUAGAAGAAUCAAAAUUGGAGGCCUAUUUUAGCAAUGGAAAAAGCUUUGUCUAAAAUAAAUUAUGCAAGGCAACAGUAAACAUGUUGUCCCCCACAAAUGAUGCAUCAUUCUAAAUGGCGGAAAAUCCAUCAUGGCUGACCUUAUGGGUCCCUGAGGCAAAUGUGUUCGUUUUGAGAAGAGGAACCUCUGUACCGAAUGUCAUGGGAUUUUUUAGGUCAAACGGGGUGAGGGGCGUGACCUUUCAAUGUUUGCAUUUUCAAUCUCUUGUUAUAGCGCCACCAUCUGGCCAAUCAGUGUAAUUUUGUAAAUGCUGGAUCUCUAUGGCAAUACGCAUUAUUCACCCAAGUUUCUUCAAUCGGGCCAGUGCUAUCUGAAAUAUUGCACGUAACGAACGUACGUACGACAGAUCCACAGUCCCCUCUCCAAUUUCAUCGUGGGGGACAAUUAUCCUUGGGACAUUUUUACCUACAAGGAUAUAUAGGUAACUGCCAAAAUAUAGGACACACCAAUAUAGUGUCUUAAUAGGGCGUUGGGCCACCACGAGCCGCCAGAACA
Messenger RNA from Coregonus clupeaformis (lake whitefish), 4271 nucleotides. Its product is annotated as leucyl-cystinyl aminopeptidase. NCBI's taxonomy places the organism in Eukaryota, Metazoa, Chordata, Actinopteri, Salmoniformes, Salmonidae. Gene Ontology annotation, biological process: proteolysis; peptide catabolic process. Gene Ontology annotation, cellular component: cytoplasm. Bases 391 to 3495 code for a protein of 1034 amino acids. Gene Ontology annotation, molecular function: metalloaminopeptidase activity; peptide binding; zinc ion binding. The transcript has 22 exons. The record is from RefSeq and is a predicted model, not a curated record.